AUGAUAAACCGUUUCUUGAAGAAAGACACCGAUUCUAGUCGCAGGCGUUUAUAUAUUCGAACAUAUAUGGUCACCCCUUUGAACGAAGAAUGCGGUCUUAUUGAGUGGGUUAAUAACGUACGACCGCUUCGGGACAUCCUUUUGAAAUCAUAUAAAACAAAGGGAAUUAUUGUGCAGUACUCCGAAAUUCGUGUUCUUCUCGAUAAAGCCUGCUCAGAUCCCUCGAAGUCUCAUAUAUUUACGGAUUCCGUGCUUCCAAGAUAUCCUCCCGUAUUCCAUGAAUGGUUUGUUGAAAUGUUUUCAGGGCCAGCUGCUUGGUUUGCCAGCAGGGUCGGUUACUCGAGGACCUCAGCGGUUAUGUCGAUGGUUGGGCACAUAUUGGGACUCGGUGAUCGUCACGGAGAGAAUAUUCUCUUCGAUGAAACUAAUGGCGAUACUCUCCACGUUGAUUUCAACUGUCUAUUUGACAAGGGUCUGGGAUUUGAGAAACCAGAAAGAGUGCCGUUCCGUCUCACACACAACAUGGUUGAUGCACUGGGAGUGACAGGAUAUGAAGGCACCUUCCGGAGAACUUGUGAAACGACCGUUAGGGUAUUGAGGAAUAACGAAGACACUCUUAUGACAGUUCUAGAAACCUUCCUACAUGAUCCAGCCGUUGAUAUGGUUAAGAAGAAAAAAGCAAAUAUAAAAAUUCCCGAGACGCCUAAGGAUGUCCUGAAGAACAUUCAGAACAAACUCCGAGGUCUCUUCCAAGGCGAAACUGUUCCGCUGUCAGUAGAGGGACAGGUUCAGGAAUUAUUGCGAUCAGCCGUCGACCCGGGCAAUCUUUGUGCAAUGUAA
This is a messenger RNA of Morchella sextelata, 840 nucleotides long. RefSeq lists its product as uncharacterized. Lineage: Eukaryota; Fungi; Ascomycota; Pezizomycetes; Pezizales; Morchellaceae. Gene Ontology annotation, cellular component: nucleus. The transcript is spliced from 8 exons. Gene Ontology annotation, biological process: protein phosphorylation; DNA damage checkpoint signaling; telomere maintenance. The coding region runs from base 1 to 840 and encodes 279 amino acids. Gene Ontology annotation, molecular function: protein binding; protein serine/threonine kinase activity. The record is from RefSeq and is a predicted model, not a curated record.